GGGACCUUCAGGGUGCAAUACCGAGGGCGGACGCGGCAACUGGACUUGCUUGUGGUCAAGGGCCCCUACAUUAGCUUACUGGGAUUGGCAUGGUUUGGACCACUGGGGCUAGCCGUCACCGGGGUGAACCACACUAGCUUACAAGAGGACGUGGACGCCAUAUGCAAGGAAUUUCCGGGGGUUUUCGAUGGGAAAUUGGGACAGUAUACGGGCCCCCCCAUUGCUCUACAGCUUGACCCCGCAGUACGACCAGUCAGGCUCAAGGCCCGCCGGGUCCCGUUCGCCCUGAAACCCCGUAUAGACGAGGAAUUGGACCGGCUCGUGGAGCAAGGAGUGCUGGAGCCGGUGCCUAAUGCCCCCUGGGAAACCCCAAUCGUCACGCCCGUCAAGCCUAAUGGUUCAGUCCGCAUCUGCGCAGACUACAAAUGUACCAUAAACAAGGCCCUCACGGCCCAUGCAUACCCAGUGCCAGUGGUCAGCCAUGUUCUUGCCACCCUGGCUGGGUCGAAAAUUUUUGGCAAGCUGGACUUGGCCCAAGCAUAUCAACAGCUGCCAGUAGAUGAGGCCACAGCAGAGGCACAGACGAUUGUGACGCACAGAGGAGCAUUCAGGGUAAAGCGGCUGCAAUUCGGUGUCAGCGUGGCACCAGGCAUAUUCCAGAAUCUAAUGGACUCUCUACUUAAAGGGAUUCCUGGCGUCACCCCCUUCUUCGAUGAUGUGUUGAUUGCCGGGCCCACACCAAAGGAGUUUGAGGACCGCCUCCGCACCGUUCUGCACCGUUUCCAGACGGCGGGUCUCAAGGUGAAGCGGGAAAAAUGUCUACUAGGAGUGCCUCAGGUGGACUUUCUGGGAUUUAUGGUGGACGCAGAAGGGGUCCACCCGACUGGGGACAAGGUACGGGCCAUUUGUGAUGCCCCAGCGCCCAAGAACAAGACUGAACUUCAGGCCUUCUUGGGACUAUUGAACUUUUACCAUUCCUUCCUUCCCCACAAGGCGGCGGUAGCAGAGCCCCUACACAGACUCCUGGACAAGCGGGCCCCUUGGGUGUGGGGCCAGCGCCAGGAGGCCGCAUUCCAGGCAGUCAAGGACUUGCUUGUCUCAAACUCGGUCUUGGCACACUUCGACGAGAGGCUGCCGGUGGUGCUAGCAUGCGAUGCCUCGCCCUAUGGAAUUGGCGCUGUCCUGGGACACCAACUCCCGGAUGGAAGAGAGGUACCGGUGGCAUACUUUUCCCAGACACUCAACGCAACCGAGCGGAACUACUCGCAAAUCGACAAGGAGGGUCUGGCAAUUGUGAAGGGAGUAAAAAAAUUCCAUGAUUUCUUGUACGGGCGGCCCUUCACCGUGGUGACUGACCACAAGCCGUUGCUUGGCUUAUUUGCCCCUGAAAAGCAGACCCCCCAAGUGCUGUCUCCUCGCGUCCUCAGGUGGUCAAUUUUCCUUGCCAGCUACCAGUAUGCACUGAUUCACCGUCCGGGAAAGGCGAUGGGCCAUGCGGAUGCCCUCAGCAGGCUACCACUACCGGAAACAGGCCCCGACCCAGCACCUGCACAAGAGGUUAUGAGCCUGGAGCUGCUUCCCGACCGCCCCAUUCAGGCACAAGAAGUUGCACACCAUUCCAAGAAAGAUAGGGUCAUCUCCCGGGUCCUGGACUGGGUGUGGAGGGGAUGGCCCAGCAGCAGCCCCGGGCCAGAAUUCGCCGGCUACACAACCCGCAAACAUGAACUGUCGGCCCACAAGGGGUGCCUGUUAUGGGGAAGCAGGGUCGUUGUUCCCCAGCCCCUCCGCAAAAGGGUCCUCACAGCCCUACACGAGACACACCCAGGGGUAGUAAGAAUGAAGGCCCUUGCCAGGAGUUAUGUGUGGUGGCCGGGGAUCGACGGAGAGAUAGAGGACCCAGUGUACGCAAAGAAUUUUGGGGCAGGCCCAGCAUGGGUACCCGCCACAGUCACCAGGGUCACUGGCCCCGUGUCGUAUGAGGUGCUAACAGAUGGGGGGCAAUGCUGGCGCCGCCACUGCGAGCAGUACUUGACGCUUCAAAAUGCUGCAGACUACCACUGUGAACCCAACAAUUCUGUUCCUUGUACUUGUAUUCGUAGAAAUUUUGUUCCUUCAUUUCGUAAGAUGAACAUCUUCCAAAAAUGA
Podarcis raffonei (Aeolian wall lizard) is the source of this 2145-nucleotide messenger RNA. RefSeq lists its product as uncharacterized. The record is from RefSeq and is a predicted model, not a curated record. NCBI's taxonomy places the organism in Eukaryota, Metazoa, Chordata, Lepidosauria, Squamata, Lacertidae. The annotation marks the transcript as partial. The transcript has 3 exons.